Leguminivora glycinivorella is the source of this 1498-nucleotide messenger RNA. Its product is annotated as GTPase-activating Rap/Ran-GAP domain-like protein 3. The coding region runs from base 158 to 1378 and encodes 406 amino acids. NCBI's taxonomy places the organism in Eukaryota, Metazoa, Arthropoda, Insecta, Lepidoptera, Tortricidae. The transcript has 10 exons. The record is from RefSeq and is a predicted model, not a curated record.
CUGGGAGGGCAGCGUACGCGCCGUGCGGCUGACGGAGCGCGCCGGGCUCUUCCGCGUCGGCGCCCGGGCUAACGGCGUCAGCUCGGCGUCGAGCAACGCCAGCAGCGCCGGCGUCUACGCCGUGCCACUCGCUCAACUCUACGCUGGUGCCUGGGCUAUGCGGCCAUUGCAGGACUGCAAGCAGGCGCGCCUGUCGCGCACCAAAACAGCUCACUUCUUCGACCUUGUUGAGCACAAUGGCAGGAUCACCCUGGCCGUGUCGGUGAGCAGACGCGUGCUGAUUAUGGCGGAGGAGGAGCGACUCGACAACGAGAACGGCUUCGACUACGUACACAUCAAGGAUGUGAUGCUUGGUGAGGUCCCGUCGCUGAUUAAGUAUUUGAACUACGACUCGGGCGUAAUUGUGGCCGGGUACAAACAUCACUGGGAGGUCGUUGACUGCGGCAGUGGGCAGUGCGUGAAACGAGCUGACAACGCAGAGCAGCGCCGCGGCACCCUCGUGAACGCGCUGCGAAUAGGCGACGAGCGAGAUCGCCAGAUCGUGCUCUGCUACAACCAUACUUGCCACUUCGAGAGGCUGACCAACCGCGGGCUGGAGAGCGAAGCUGAGUACGACUUCCACUGGACCUCCGUGCCGCUGGCAGUCGUAAACGCGUUCCCAUACAUAAUGGCGUUCGCCGAAGACUUGCUGGAGAUACGUCUGGUGGCGAACGGUUCGCUGGUGCACGCCGCCUGUAUCCCCGGCCUUAAGCUGCUGUGUGGACAACGCGAUAUAUUCUACGUGGCCUGCGCGCCUGAGUACGUGCCCCUGAACGAUGACGACGAGGCCAACCUAGGGCUGCCUCCCGAGAGCAUGGAGCAGAUCCGGCAGCGGCAGCAACCCUACUCCGUUGACGGAGACGACAGCAGCAACGAGCCGAGCACGAGCGCCGCGGCCCGCGCCGCAGACGCAGCGUCAGCGUCGAGUCGCAGCAGCUCGAUGUCGUCAGAGCACGACUCUAUACGGCCGCCGCUGCAACGCACGGCGAGUGUGUCCCCGCCUAACUCCCCGCAAGUAUCAAGCUCGACUUCGACCGAGCAACCGCCGACGCCGCCAACCUCUACGUCGUCGUCCCGCUGCGUGCGAGUGUACAAGAUCCCGCACGGCAACCUCGGCGCGGGGGCCUACGCACGCCAGUCGGUGUCUGUGGACCAGCCACGGCCUCAAGGCGCGGCGGCUCUACUCCAAGCAGCAGCAUUAAUGCCGCAUCGGGUCCAGGCGGCGGCCGCGCGCGCCCCAGAGCCGCAACCCGGGCCCUCGGGGCUCCAGCGCCAUGACUACCAGCGCCCCACCACCUCGCGCGCCUCCGAACCCAGACCUUCCACCUCGAGGGACUAAACCGCACUAUGGAACUGAUUCUAGUCUAUUUACAAACUUUACUGUGUUAUUGAUACCUUUGAAGUAUACCAAAUAUAAUGUUUCAUUUGUUCGUCAUGCACGCCGCACGCCCCGCCCCGC